Messenger RNA from Glossina fuscipes, 1894 nucleotides. Its product is annotated as zinc finger protein 699-like. The transcript has 2 exons. Lineage: Eukaryota; Metazoa; Arthropoda; Insecta; Diptera; Glossinidae. The record is from RefSeq and is a predicted model, not a curated record. Gene Ontology annotation, molecular function: DNA-binding transcription factor activity, RNA polymerase II-specific; RNA polymerase II transcription regulatory region sequence-specific DNA binding; zinc ion binding. Gene Ontology annotation, biological process: regulation of transcription by RNA polymerase II. Gene Ontology annotation, cellular component: nucleus. Bases 307 to 1854 code for a protein of 515 amino acids.
AAUAAUUGAUAGCACAUUUUUUUCGAUUUUGCAGUUCAUCUCAAAAUCGUCAAAAAUUGUUAUCUUACUCAUCGUAAUAUAUAGACUAAUUGUAGUUUUAUAAAUAUCAUAUGAAUUUUUCUUUCGAAUUUCGACAAUAAUUUUUGGAAGAGUUCGCUAAAUUUUAAAUUUUCGUCAUUGUUUCGCAGAAAUUGCUAACUGUUUAAGGCAAUACUGAGUGUUUUGGAUAAUACUACCAAACAGAAUUUAAUUUUUUAUAACUAUUCGGAAUUUGAAAAAUUCUGUAAAUUGAAAUUCAAACGGAGCAUGACAAGUAUUACAACUGAAACCGUUAAAUCUUUUUGCCGCGCUUGCCUUAAAGAGUUACCUCCUCGCCAACGUUACACUAUUUAUUGUUUAGAUUACCGGGUUCGCUAUUGGCUUCAGGAUGCGACUUUGAAAAAUGCUUUGGCCACUGAUAUUUACUCUCACUUUAUUUGUCGUGAUUGUCGCGAAAAAGUAGAAGAUUUUCUUGAGUUUCGGGAAAUGUGCGCCCGCUCCCGAAAGCGGGUGAAGGAUUUAGCAGAAAAAGAAGCACAAAAAGCUCUUAAGACUCUCAGAUCGGAAUAUCAUGUUUCAGAUCCAGCACUCCAGACAAAAAUUUUGGAUGAAAUUUACGGAUCAGUAAGUUGGACAGAUAUGAGUGAAGACGACUUUAAUAACAAUGAAACCGUGGAUUCCGAGGAUUUAAAAGAUUGCGAAAAGAAAAGUUGGCUACCUCCAUCGCAGAUAUCGAGUCCUUAUAAACUUCGAGAUUCAUUUGGAUAUUUUCCAGAUAUUGAAAACCAGAGUGAUCAUGAUCAUAACGAAACUGAAAUUAGUCAAAAAAAUGUAUCAAAUAUUCUUUAUCGUAAACCUACAAGUAUGUGCAGCGUUUCUAUUUGUUCGGAUGACAGUAAGAGAAAUAACGAAAAACCAAGACUUUUGACCAAAGUAGACACUAUUACAGCUAACACUAUGCAAACUGAAAUAACAAAUAAGAAAUUUCAAUACCAUCGUCGAUGUGAUCAGUGCGAACGCCAUCUGAAUGAAGAAACUCUACAACAGCAUAUACGCGCUCAUCAAGCUGUAAUGUCUCAUUGUCCGAAUUGCGAACGCAAUUUUGAUUAUCCAAAUUGCUACAGACCACAUGUUGAAGAAGUUUAUUGUGACAACAAAUUAAACAUUGUAGGCGAAGACUCCCAAUAUUGUCCGAUAAGUAUUUCAUCACCCAAAUUAAAAAAAAACGGUGUUAGCCAACAGGCAUCAUACAGGAGUCUUCAUUUUUGCGAGGAAUGCGGAAAGGUGUGCGAAAGUCGCCCGCAACUCAAAGACCGCAUUUCUAGUCAUAAACCAAAAAAUCUAUAUCCAUUUCAAUGUAAAGAAUGCAACAGUUGCUUUAAAACGCAAAGGAGUUUAAGAGGACAUGAACAGCGACACGCAAGCAAUAACAUAUUUGAAUGUCCACAUUGUGGAAUGCGAAAGAACACGUACCACGAGCUAAAAGCACAUAUAAACCAUCACACAACAGCGAAGCAACAGCCAUGCCCAAAAUGUAAUAUGGUAUUCAAUAGUGCAGGAGGGUUGACCAUGCACGAUCGCAUUGCACACUUUGGUUUAAGACGCCUCAAUUCUCCGAAAACUAAAGAUUGUACUGUGAUAAAGCAGGCACCAUCAGGUCGUCAAACUGAAAGGCCUUUUAAUUGUCAGCAAUGCGGCAAACGUUUCAUACACGCAACAGCCUUGAAAGCUCACAUGAGAACUCAUAUAAACUGCUCUCUACAGCCUCAUAGAUCAGUUCCUAAUUUAACUGAAGUCUCAGAUGAUAGCGUGUAAUUAAUAUGCCCAAUGUUCUCUUAUGUUUAAAUUUUUGUUU